GUUCCCAAAGGCACCGACCAGAACUGGGCACAGAAGCUGUAUGACCGGCACGCCAGCAGCCAGCACUUCCAGAAGCCCCGCAUGUCCAACACCUCCUUCAUCGUCCUGCACUUUGCCGAUAAGGUGGAAUACCAGAGUGAGGGAUUUCUGGAGAAGAACAGGGACACUGUGUAUGAGGAACAGAUCAACAUCCUGAAAGCCAGCAAGUAUCAAAUGGUAGCAGACUUAUUCCAAGAUGAGAAAGAUGCUGCACCCACCACUUCCAUGGGAAAGGGAACAUCCAAAAUCAGCGUCCGUUCUGCCAGACCAGUGAUCAAAGCUGCCAAUAAGGAGCACAAGAAAACGGUGGGGCACCAGUUCCGCAACUCGCUGCAUUUGCUCAUGGAGACUCUGAACGCCACCACCCCGCACUACGUGCGUUGCAUCAAGCCGAACGACGAGAAGCUCCCCUUUAAAUUUGAUCCAAAGAGAGCGGUGCAGCAGCUGAGAGCUUGUGGAGUGUUGGAGACCAUCCGCAUCAGUGCAGCUGGCUUCCCGUCCAGGUGGUCCUACCAUGACUUUUUCAAUAGGUAUCGUGUUCUUAUGAAAAAGAGAGACCUCUCUAAGAAUGACAAGAAGCAGAUCUGUCAGACCCUGUUGGAAGACCUCAUUAAGGAUCCAGACAAGUUCCAGUUUGGACGUACCAAGAUCUUUUUCCGUGCAGGCCAGGUGGCAUAUCUGGAGAAACUGCGAGCAGAUAAAUUCAGAGCUGCCACAAUCAUGAUUCAGAAGACGGUGCGGGGCUGGCUGCAGAGGGUCAAGUACAAAAGGCUGAGACAAGCUGCAGUUGUCAUCCAGCGCUACACGCGUGGUCACUUGGCGCGGAGGCUUGCUGAGCACCUGAGGAGGACGAGAGCUGCCAUCAUUUUCCAGAAGCAGUACCGAAUGCUGAGGAUCCUCCGAGCUUUCCAGAGGGUCCGCAACGCAACCAUCACCAUUCAGGCUUUUGCUCGGGGCAUGUUUGUCAGGAGGAUUUAUCACAAGAUCCUUGCGGAGCACAAAGCCACCAUCCUCCAGAAGUACGCCCGUGGCUGGCUGGCCCGCACUCGCUUCCGCCGGGUCAGGGGUGCCACCAUCGUCCUGCAGUGCUACUACCGGCGCAUGAAGGCCAGGCAGGAGCUGAAGGCACUGAAGAUCGAGGCCCGCUCAGCACAGCACCUGAAGAAGCUCAAUAUUGGCAUGGAGAACAAGGUGGUCCAGCUUCAAAGGAAGAUCGAUGAGCAGAACAAGGAAUACAAACUCCUGAACGAGCAGCUCUCUACACUCACGUCUGCCCACUCCUCCGAGGUGGAAAAGCUGAAGAAGGAACUGGUGCAAUAUCAGCAGAGCCACCGGGGUGAUGGCAACCAGCUUGUCAGCUUGCAAGAAGAGAUGGAGCACCUCCGUCUGGAGCUUGAAAAAGCUCAUGGUGAGAGGAAGGUCGUGGAAGACAGCUACGUUAAGGAGAAAGACCUACUGAGAAAGCGCAUAUCCGACUUGGAAGAAGAAAAUGCUCUCCUGAAGCAGGAAAAAGAGGAGCUUAACAGCAGGAUCCUGUGUCAAUCUGAAGAUGAAUUUGCACUAAACACGGUUGAGGAAAAUAUCCAGAUGAAGAAAGAGCUGGAAGAAGAGAGGUCUCGUUAUCAGAAUCUGGUAAAAGAGUAUUCGAGGCUGGAGCAGAGAUAUGACAACUUGCGGGAUGAAAUGACUAUUGUAAAGCAAGCACCAGGACACAGAAGAAACCCAUCCAACCAGAGCAGUUUGGAGUCCGAUUCCAAUUAUCCAUCCAUAUCAACCUCUGAGAUAGGAGACACUGAGGAUGUAAUACAACAGGUGGAGGAGGUCGGGAUGGAGAAAGCUGCCAUGGACAUGACCCUCUUCCUAAAGCUACAGAAGCGAGUGAGGGAGCUCGAGCAGGAGAGGAAGAAGCUGCAAACCCAGCUGGAAAAAAAGGAGCAAGAAAGCAAGAAAUCCCAG
This is a messenger RNA of Fulmarus glacialis (Northern fulmar), 1995 nucleotides long. Its product is annotated as unconventional myosin-Vb-like. Lineage: Eukaryota; Metazoa; Chordata; Aves; Procellariiformes; Procellariidae. The transcript is spliced from 14 exons. The record is from RefSeq and is a predicted model, not a curated record. Gene Ontology annotation, molecular function: ATP binding; microfilament motor activity; actin filament binding. Gene Ontology annotation, biological process: vesicle transport along actin filament; actin filament organization. Gene Ontology annotation, cellular component: vesicle; cytoplasm; actin cytoskeleton. The annotation marks the transcript as partial.